Molecule: messenger RNA, 1740 nt
Organism: Saccostrea cuccullata (small rock oyster)
Lineage: Eukaryota; Metazoa; Mollusca; Bivalvia; Ostreida; Ostreidae
Exons: 9
Coding region: 1-1740 (579 amino acids)
Biological process (GO): cell-cell adhesion
Molecular function (GO): protein binding
Source: RefSeq, a predicted model, not a curated record
AUGGCGACUGCUCUCAGGGUGGGAAUGCUGUCUACGUGGUCUGAUGUGAACAUGAGACAGUGUGUCCUCCCUAAGACGUGCAAAAAUGCUGAUGGGGUCGGGGGCAUAAGGAGAAAUUAUAAAGCUCCAGAUCUCGAAAAUGAGCCUACAAACCUAUCUUGUACGCCUAUAAAUUCCACGACUUUAAUGUUUUCUUGGACAAUUCCUGCCAAUGGGUUGUUUACUGUUAACGGAUACCAUCUUAACCUGGAAAGAAUAGACAAUGUCAAAGUGGAAACCUUCCCUCAAGUAGACACUGGAAGUGUGUACGUGGAAAAUUACACGUAUUACAAUAUAGGAAAGUACGCCGAAUAUAGGUUAACAAUGCACUCCUACACGGCCAGUGGGAACGACAACGAUGUGACCACAGAAUGCAGAACUCUUGAGGAUGCGCCAGAUGGCGGACCACCCACAGUAAAUUCCACCCGACAAUCCUACACAGAAAUAGCUGUAGUGUGGACAGAGCCAGGGCGAUACCAUCAUAAUGGAAUCUUACUGGGUUACAAAAUCGUUUACCAUGCCUAUCUCAGUCAGUUUCCACAAGAGAUUUUGGUUUCUAACACGACCUUUUCUCACACCAUCACCGGUCUGGAGUACGACACGUGGUACGUCAUCAGCGUCUUACCCUACACCGCGAUAGGGGACGGGCCUCGUACUUCAUGUCCCGAGAAAACUAUGGGUCCAACAACCAAAGCGCCAGAGGAAGUAACUAAAUACUAUUGCUAUGAAGCGGUACCGGGCCUUCUUGUAUUUUCCUGGGAGUCCAUGCCGUGCACAGUUUACGUUGGUACAAUAGCCGCUCUGUUCCUUCUGAUGUUGAUGUUCAUGUGCGCCUGUUGUCUCAAGGGCUGUUGUUCUGAUAAAAAAAAUGACACUCAGAAUAACAACACUACACACACAAAUACUGUCUUUAGAGAAAAGGUCCGAGUUGUCUAUGCUAUGAAUAAAUUUAAAAACAAAGGGAAAGGCGGAGGCGGAGAUGACGGACCAGAGGUCGAUGAUGGCACCGACUAUAACGACAAUGAAAAAGGAAGAAAGUAUGGAAAAGGAAACUCUAAUAACUACGAUAAUGACGAUGAUAACUUGGAUGAUGGUGAUGAUUUCGGUGGAGGAAAAAGAAAAGGCCCAAUGGGUAUACCAUUGAGGAGAAUGCCCGGAAGAGGAAGUAAUAACGAUUUCCAAGAAAACAAUGGGGACCCAGAUCAAAGAGGAAAUUCGGGGAGAGAAAAUCCACGGGGUAACCUUUUCAAGGGAGCGGGAAAAGCUGCUGCAACAGUAGCAGCUCUAAAAGCUCGUGCAAAGAAAAAUAACAACACAGUGACACCUAUGAACUUCGACGACGAAGGUUACUGUGAAGACGAAGACGACGAUGAUAAGGGAAAUGUGACGGCACGUGAUAUUUGGCUGUCCAACAAAAACCCGGGCAAGAAUUCCAACCCAGACUUUAGGAGGAAUAACCCACGAGGACCACAAGCGGCUCCGCCUGUAUUGGACAAAAGGUUCAAUAGGAAUGUUUCAGGAGUCGACCUUUAUUUACAAGAUGGUGAUGAUGAUGACAAUGACAAUUUCAAGCAUCCGCCACCUGCGCCUCGAUUUCAGUUGGGUGAUGAUGCCUCCGUAGAUAUGCCGUAUGACGGACCAGGGGGAGAAAAAGGGGGGUAUCCAUUCGGUGCUGAUGGCGAUGAUGCGGCAUUUUUCUAG